AUGUUGGAACACAGCAAAGAAGACUUAUGCAAGUGUUUGGAAGGCAUGAAUGACAACAUAAGACUAGAAGUUGACAAAAUAAAGAAGUCUUUUCAAAAAAGUUUUUACUAUACAGAAAAGACACAUAGCAGUCCAUUUUUUCAAUAUUUGAGAAACUUUGUCUCCAGGGCCGCUAUGACACUAAUUUCUGAUGAAAUGGAGAGAAUUGGCAUUGUUGGAACAAAUAAAAACUUGUGUGGUUGCAAACUUAGGUCAACAUGUGAGUUGCCUUGUGCUUGUGAAUUGAGUGGAUAUACAACCAGCGGUGUACCGAUACCGUUAGAUUCAGUUCACGGUCACUGGAAGAAAUUAACUAUGGAAGAACCAUUGGAGGAUGACACAGAGGAUGGAUAUGAGUUGGACAUGAGUAAUGCAAUGGAGGCCAUAUGGACUCGAUUUCGGUCACUUGAUAUUGUUGGUAAAAGAGCGUUGAAGAGUAAAGUGUUUGAACUUGCUUAUCCAGCCUCAAGUUCAUUGUGUCCACCACCUGAAAAAAUAAAAACCAGAGGAGGAGUGAAGAACAAAUAUAAAGGCAAAGCACCAAAAGGUUAUGAUGUGUAUCGUGAUCCAUCAUACUUUGAACACGUUGAAAGAGAAUAUGGUGAUUCACAAGGUACAUCGAAGAGGUUGUGUACACAACAAUCACAGUCAUCUCAGAAGGAACUAUCUCAACCCUCUCAGAAGCAACAAUCUCAACCAUCUCAGAAACAACUAUCUCAGAUGUCUAAAAAACUGACAUCUCAGAAAUAUUUGGGGCAAUUUCCUGAUCAUAUGCAUCCACAUAUUGUUCACAUUGCUGAUGUGCUUGAAGAUGGAAAUUGUGGUUUUAGAGCUGUUGCAUCUUUACUUGGUUACACAGAGGAAGGUUGGUCCAUCGUCCCCCGGGAGUUAGAUGAAGAGCUUAGAAAUAAUAACAAUUUGUAUGAGAAAUUAUUCAGACAAGAUUUGCAGGUUGUGAGAGAUUCGUUGGUAGCAAUUAGAUGGUUCACCAUACCUGCUAUGGGUUACUUGGUAGCAAAUAGGUAUAAUGUCGUUCUCGUCACGUUGGGUAAACCUAGUAAGACUUUCUUUCCUAUGAUGACUUCAUAUUCCUCUUCAGCAAGGUUUUUUUGUAUUGGUUUUGUCAAUGGAAAUCAUUGGGUUCCGGUAAACAUGUCAAAGGGGUUUCCGUUGCCCGAAGUUACAGCUGAUUGGAAGAAAUUUUGUUCACAUGAAGCAAGGUCUUGGAUGUCAAACUUAAACGGACGCCUACAAUAUUGGAACCUUCUAAAUCCUCCGGUGAAACCUCUUAGUGGUGUUAUGUCUGUUGAAUAA
Messenger RNA from Trifolium pratense (red clover), 1353 nucleotides. RefSeq lists its product as uncharacterized. The transcript is spliced from 2 exons. The coding region runs from base 1 to 1353 and encodes 450 amino acids. The record is from RefSeq and is a predicted model, not a curated record. Lineage: Eukaryota; Viridiplantae; Streptophyta; Magnoliopsida; Fabales; Fabaceae.